This is a messenger RNA of Nanorana parkeri, 1817 nucleotides long. RefSeq names its product malic enzyme 2 (gene ME2). Bases 7 to 1758 code for a protein of 583 amino acids. The transcript has 15 exons. Gene Ontology annotation, cellular component: mitochondrion. Gene Ontology annotation, biological process: malate metabolic process; pyruvate metabolic process. NCBI's taxonomy places the organism in Eukaryota, Metazoa, Chordata, Amphibia, Anura, Dicroglossidae. Gene Ontology annotation, molecular function: NAD binding; malate dehydrogenase (decarboxylating) (NADP+) activity; malate dehydrogenase (decarboxylating) (NAD+) activity. The record is from RefSeq and is a predicted model, not a curated record.
UUCAAGAUGCUGUCCAGACUCCGAGUCCUGGUAAAUGUGGGAACGGCGGCACGGCGCUUCGUACACACCAAAGAAAAGGGGAAAGCGCUUCUGCUUAGUCCUAGGACCAACAAGGGAAUGGCAUUCACGCUGCAGGAAAGGCAGAUCCUUGGACUGCAAGGUUUGUUACCCUCCAAGAUUGAGACCCAGGACAUCCAGGCGGCCAGAUUCCACAAGAACCUGAGAAAGAUGGAGGACCCCCUGGAAAAAUACAUCUACGUAAUGGGGAUUCAGGAGAGGAACGAGAAGCUCUUCUAUAGAAUAUUACUGGAUGACAUUGAGAGGUUGAUGCCCAUUGUCUACACACCCACCGUGGGCCUGGCCUGCUCGCAGUAUGGACAUAUCUUCAGAAGACCAAAGGGAGUGUACAUCUCUAUCUUAGACAAAGGACAUAUCCGAUCCAUUCUAGAGAACUGGCCGGAGACCGAUGUGAAGGCAGUGGUAGUAACUGACGGCGAGCGUAUUUUGGGGCUUGGUGACCUGGGGGUUUAUGGAAUGGGCAUUCCUGUUGGAAAACUGUGCCUGUAUACAGCUUGUGCCGGUAUACGCCCUAGGAUGUGUCUGCCGGUAGUAAUCGAUGUUGGCACUGAUAAUCCGGAUUUAUUGAAGGACCCGUUCUAUAUGGGACUGUACCAGAAGAGGGACCGGACCCAGCUAUACGAUGACCUCAUUGAUGAAUUCAUGGAUGCUGUUACUGACCGAUAUGGUCAGAACACGCUAAUCCAGUUUGAAGACUUUGGGAACCACAACGCCUUCAGAUUCCUGAGGAAAUACAGGGAGAAAUAUUGCACUUUCAAUGAUGACAUUCAAGGUACGGCAUCAGUGGCACUAGCUGGUCUACUCGCCACGCAGAACGCGAUUAAUAAACCCAUCACGGAGCAGAGAGUUCUGUUCCUUGGUGCUGGAGAGGCAGCUUUAGGUAUUGCAAACCUCAUCGUCAUGGCCAUGAUGGAAAACGGCAUCUCAGCCGAGGCGGCUCGAGACAAGAUAAGGAUGUUUGAUAAAUAUGGAUUGCUGAUCCCGGGGCGUGACGAAGGUGUAGACGGUAACCAAGAGUCCUUUGCACACUCAGCUCCUGAUCAGUCUGUGACAAGCUUUCUGGAUGCCGUCAAUGUUUUGAAGCCCACAGCCAUUAUAGGUGUUGCCGGCGCGGGAAGACUGUUUACAGAAGAUGUCAUUAAGGCAAUGAGUGCAAUUAAUGAGAGGCCAAUCGUAUUUGCUCUCAGUAAUCCAACCACGAAGGCGGAGUGUACGGCGGAGGAAGCGUAUACAUGGUCGGAGGGCCGCUGUCUGUUUGCCAGUGGAAGUCCCUUUGAUACGGUGACUUUAGCUGACGGGCGAUCCUUUAAACCCGGCCAGGGGAACAAUGCCUACGUUUUUCCAGGUGUGGCUUUGGCGGUUAUCCUGAGUGGGGUGCGGCACAUAAGUGAUCGUGUGUUCCUUGAAGCUGCAAAGGCUUUGGCAGAACAGCUAACUGCUGAAGAGCUGGACCAGGGCCGCCUGUACCCACCGCUCUCCAACAUCCGCGAGGUCUCCAUAUGUAUUGCUGUUAAAGUGAUGGAGUUUGUGUACAGAAAUGGCAUGGCUUUCCAGUACCCGGAGCCGCUAGAUAAGAACGCGUACGUGCGUUCCAAAGUGUGGAGCACAGAGUACGACUCCUUCUUACCCGACGUCUACGACUGGCCAGAGUACGCAUCAAAGCCUCACAAAAUGUUCUGAGCUGAGCCGACUCUCCUUUCCAGGAAGAUCGCUUUGCAUGAGAAUUGGGUUACGACCUU